AUGGCUAAGAGAGCUUUGGGAUUAGGUCAGAAGAACAGAGAAAAGAAGAGAAAGGUAGAAUCUGGAUCAGAAGGUGGAUCUAGAAAUGCUACACCAACAGUCACUAAUCAAAUUCAAAUUGAAUUAGGUGAAGGUGUUGAUCCAGAUAAUGAAUUGGCUCAAUUACACGGUUUAUGGUUAAAUUAUUUUAAAUCUGAGAGAGAUGAUGAAUAUAUGUUAAAUGGUAUUGUUCACGAAUGUGACAGACUAAUCCGUCAAGCUCAAGAAGAUGAAGAAAUGGCUAAGCAAUUAAAUGAUAGAUUUCAUGCUAUUUAUGCAUUAGCUUUAUCUGAAUUGACUAUCUUCAAAGCUGCAGAAGAAGAAGGUAAAGAAAGAAAGUUAGUUUCUGAAUUCUUCGGAAAUGCUUUGGAUAGAUUGAGUUAUGGUCAAGCUGCUCAUCCAGAUUCCAAUCUAUUGAAAUUAGUUUUUGCCAAGAUUUUACUGCAAAGAAUCCCAUUAGAAUACAUUUUCAAAUUGGAAGUCGAUUCUGAAGAGAAAUUAGAUUUACACCAAAAAUUAGAGGAUGCUAAGAAAAAUUUUGUUAUUGUUGAUUCUGAUUUAGAAUUGAGUUAUGAAGUCUUAAACAUGUUGAACGAUUUGUUAGAUAUAGUUGAAAACUUCGGUCAUGAAGAUGAUAUCGAAGAAGGUUUGGAUAGUGAUGAUGAAGAUGGUAUCGAUUUAGUUGAGUUAAAGACUACUCAUCCACUAUAUCAAAUUCAACAACAAGUUCCAGAAAACUACCAAUGGUUAAGAUCUUCUUUUGACAACUUAUUAGAAAGUAUCAAGGAAAAAGAUUCUGAAUUAUUCCGUUCAGUAGCUAGAUCCAUUGGUGAAUUGUUGUUAAAGGAAGCCGAAGAACCUGCUUCUACUUACUUGAGCAUUAUAUAUGGUAAUGAAGACGACGAUGAAGAUGUUGAACCAACUGAUGAAUCCAAAGAAGCUCAAAAGAAGGCUCAAGAAUUAACUAAAAAAGCCUUAGAAUAUUUGGAAAAGGCUCAAAACGAAGAAGAUCCAAAAACUUGGGUACAAGUCGCUGAAGCUCAAAUUGACCUAGGUAAUUUGUUAGACUACCAAUCUUCUGAACAAGAAAGUGCUUACAAAAAAGCUGAAGAUAUUUUAAGAAAGGCCAAUAAGGCUACCAAGGGUAAGUUCCAAUUUAUCUUAGAUAACUUGUUGGAAAAGGAAUGA
Messenger RNA from Vanderwaltozyma polyspora DSM 70294, 1227 nucleotides. It is a transcript of the gene ETT1, whose product is annotated as Ett1p. Gene Ontology annotation, cellular component: nucleus. The transcript has a single exon. Gene Ontology annotation, molecular function: protein binding. The coding region runs from base 1 to 1227 and encodes 408 amino acids. NCBI's taxonomy places the organism in Eukaryota, Fungi, Ascomycota, Saccharomycetes, Saccharomycetales, Saccharomycetaceae. Gene Ontology annotation, biological process: translational termination; positive regulation of SREBP signaling pathway; positive regulation of cellular response to hypoxia. The record is from RefSeq and is a predicted model, not a curated record.